AUGAGUUAUGUUCAUCGAAGAGCUGGUCCAAGCGGUGAACCAAUGUUACAUUUCAUAAUGUGUCCUAGUAGAAAAGAAGCUGAAGAACAAGCUAGAAGAGCGAGUAAUCAUCAUCAAUCGCCCAUCCAUCAUAGUGCACAUGGCCCUGGUCAAUAUCCACACUAUCAUCCUGUUGAUGCAAAUGGAGAAAUAAAGAAGGACGGAACUCAUUAUGGAUAUUCACCAUGA
Molecule: messenger RNA, 228 nt
Organism: Adineta ricciae
Lineage: Eukaryota; Metazoa; Rotifera; Eurotatoria; Adinetida; Adinetidae
Source: the annotation of a GenBank genome assembly